AUGAGGUGGAGAUCAGCUUCUGGAGUCAUGUGCGACAAGCGGAUCUCGCUAAAACUGAAAGGCAAGUUUUACAGAGUGGCUAUUAGACCGACUAUGUUAUACGGGUCGGAAUGUUGGCCGAUGACGAAAGCCCAAGCGUCUCAAGUAGAGGUGGCAGAGAUGAGGAUGCUAAGGUGGUCUUGUGGGAAGACCCUAUCAGACAGGAUCCCCACGGGAGUUUUUAGAGCCGAACUUGAAGUAGGGACCAUCAUUAACAAGCUAAGAGAAGGGCGCUUGAGAUGGUUUGGCCAUGUUAGGAGAAGGGAUCGAACAGCACCAUUAAGGAGAGCGGAGUCUAUUCACGUCGAAGGCAUACGAAGAAGGGGAAGGCCGAAGAUGAGAUGGGAGGACCGAUUGGCGAAGGACCUAAUAGAGCUUGGUAGGUUUGGGAUUUAUGCUGAAACACUUUUAAAUUUGUCUACGUUAUACAUGGUUGUUAUUAUAUGUGUUUUGAUGAGUGCUUUUAGUUACACUUUUAGGGCGUUUGACGCUACUUUUCUUUUAUGUUCUCGGGUGUUCUCAGUAGACGGUGUCUAG
Erigeron canadensis is the source of this 576-nucleotide messenger RNA. RefSeq lists its product as uncharacterized. The coding region runs from base 1 to 576 and encodes 191 amino acids. NCBI's taxonomy places the organism in Eukaryota, Viridiplantae, Streptophyta, Magnoliopsida, Asterales, Asteraceae. The transcript is spliced from 2 exons. The record is from RefSeq and is a predicted model, not a curated record.